Molecule: messenger RNA, 3616 nt
Organism: Pectinophora gossypiella (pink bollworm)
Lineage: Eukaryota; Metazoa; Arthropoda; Insecta; Lepidoptera; Gelechiidae
Gene: fw
Product: sushi, von Willebrand factor type A, EGF and pentraxin domain-containing protein 1
Exons: 18
Coding region: 189-3539 (1116 amino acids)
Source: RefSeq, a predicted model, not a curated record
CGCACACUCCGACAAGGUGUUUCGCACUCUACCAAUCAAAGCUCCGAGCGGACGUUCGAAUUUUAAACGGGAAACUUUUACUUUCGCGCGUAAUCGAAACUGUGUUCGAAUAAAAUGAUGUGAGUGUUGUGGAUUAUGAAAAAGUGAUUUAUUAGUUUUUUUUUUAAUCGAAAGGAGACAAUUGCAAAAUGUUUCUGAGUGUGUUAUGCCUUGUUAUUUGGAGCGCCCUUACGCCGGCUCUGGCCCAAGGCGAACGUCAUUGCGGGCAUCCGGCCGUCCCUCCGAACGCACGAGUCACCCUGACCAGCACAGACAUCGUUCCGGGAACCAUUGCCACGUAUGAGUGCGAUGACGGAUACGAACUCUUCGGACCUCACCAGCGAGAAUGCACCUUGAGGGGCGACUGGACUGCGGAAGUCCCUUUUUGUGGGACAAACGUAGCGUUUCGCAAGCCGGCCAAUCAGUCAUCGACAGUCAGGGGUGGUAGCGCUGGCAACGGUAACGAUGGCGAGAAGACGACUGAACACGACGGAAAGCGGUGCACAGAGACCCAGAGGGAAGCAUCCCCGUGGUGGCAGGUCGACCUGCUACGACACUAUGCCGUGAAGGUCAUCAGGGUGACAACAAGAGGCUGCUGUGGACACCAGCCGCUUCAGGACCUGGAAAUCAGAGUCGGUAACAGCAGCACUGACCCUCAGAGGAACCCGCUCUGUGCCUGGUUUCCCAGCACUAUUGACGAAGGUGUGACGAAAACGUUCACGUGUGCCAGGCAACGCACCCUGAUUGGUCAACACGUGUUCCUGCAGCUGGUGGGGGUAGAGGGGUCCCUCUCCCUCUGUGAGGUUGAGGUCUUCACUACUGAAGAGUUUUCCAACGACCGCUGCGCUCCGAAGAGUGCGCCAGCAGACAUCGAGCUGGCGGCGUUCUCAAGAAACUGUUACGAGUUCAACGUAAAGCGAGGGGGCUCCUUCGACGACGCCAGAAAGCAGUGUCAGGCUCACGGCGGGGACCUCAUACAUGGCUUCCAGGGUGCCACAUCCAGCUUUCUGAUUCAAGAAUUGGAGCGACGCAAGUCCCAGCUUAAAACUCAGAUGGUAUGGAUCGGCGCCCAGAAAGAACCUGGGAUCACCUCCAGGACCUGGAAAUGGGUAGAUGGCGAGGUGGUGUCGCGGCCGACCUGGGGCAAGGACCAGCCGAACAAUUACAACGGGGAACAGAACUGUGUGGUCCUGGACGGAGGUCGCUCCUGGCUGUGGAACGACGUGGGCUGCAACCUGGACUACCUCCACUGGAUCUGCCAGUACCUGCCGCCAUCUUGCGGCAGUCCAGACAAGCUGCUCAACACGACCAUCAUUGGAGACAGCUACCAGGUGGGAGCCAGCAUCGCCUACGGGUGUCCUGAAGGCCACAUGUUGAUGGGGGACAAGACCAGGGAAUGCAAUAAGGACGGGUUCUGGUCCGGAUCUGCGCCUAGCUGCAAAUAUGUGAACUGCGGCGGCUUAACGCCGAUCCAAGAUGGAGACGUGGCGCUGGUGGACGAUCGCACGACUCACGGGGCGAAGGCGCUAUACUCCUGUCGGGAGAACUACACCCUCGUUGGGGACGCCCAGAGGGAGUGCGGCGACGAGGCCGUGUGGACCGGAGAGCCCCCGAAGUGCCUCUUCGACUGGUGCCCUGAGCCCCCUCCAGUCGCCGGGGCCACAGUCUCAGUCAGUGGCCACAAAGCCGGUUCCCUCGCAACCUACUCCUGCAAAAAUGGGUUCAUCCUUUUUGGCCCUCCUAGCGUGACGUGCAACCUCGGCGGCGUGUGGACCGGGGUCCCCCCGUCGUGCAAGUACGUGGACUGCGGAACCCCCGCGCAGGUCCACAAGGGCUCCUUCCGCCUGCUCAAUGGGACCACAACGUACGGGUCCGUGGCCCAAUUCUCCUGCGAGCAAGAUUACUGGUUAGCCGGCGCUGAGAUGCUCACGUGCAACAAAGAUGGAAAGUGGUCCCAUGAUAUACCGUCCUGUGAAUUGAUAACCUGUGCGGACCCGGAGGUGCCGGCGGGAGGGUACAUGGAAGCGUACGACUACAACGUGCACUCCACCAUCGACUUCCACUGCGAGAAGGGCCACAAGCUGGUGGGAGAACCGAGCCUCGUGUGCCAACCUGACGGCGAGUGGUCCGGGGAGUCGCCCAAAUGCGAAUAUGUGGACUGCGGCAAACUGCCUCCCCUGCCGUACGGAUCAGCUGAGCUGCUCAACGGAAGCACCCAUCUGGGCAGUGUGAUCCAGUACUCCUGCACCACCAACUACCGGCUGACAGGCCCCGUGAGACGGGUCUGCACUGAAGACCAUCAGUGGAGCGACAACUCGCCCCGUUGCGAAGAAAUCCGUUGCCCGGAGCCUGUGGUGGCUGAAAACAGCAUAGUAUCCGUGACUGGUAACGAUAGGAUGCACGGACGUACACUCAUCCGCACAAGUGUCAACGUGAACAGUGGGAACACGUACAGAAUCGGUGCGCUAGUAAAGUACCGGUGUGAGCGAGGGUACAAGGUGGUCGGAGAGAGUUUGUCCACUUGCGAAGACAACGGACAGUGGAGCGGGGUGACACCCAAAUGCCAGUACGUGGACUGCGGAAACCCUGGCAGGUUGGACAACGGGAAGGUGACGCUGGCGACCAACGCGACCUACUACGGAGCAGCAGCGUUGUACGAGUGUGACGAGCACUGGCAGCUGGACGGCGUCUCCAGGAGGCUCUGCCAGGACAACGGCACCUGGAGCUCCGAGCCUCCAGCUUGCAAAGAGAUCACAUGCCCGGACCCGUCGAGUCAGAUGAAGACAAGUACAGGGUUGGUGGUUGUAACGAGCACGCUGAGCAUCGGCGGGGAGGCCCACUACCGCUGUGAGAGGGGGUACAGCCUAAAGGGCAACCAGUCUAGAACUUGUCUCCCAAGAGGACAGUGGAGUGGCUCACCACCAGUUUGCUUCCCUAUCGACUGCAAGUCACCGGGCACGAUUGAGAAUGGGCGGAUUAUAAUCUCAAACGGAACGACGCUCUUCGGGAGUUCGAUCGAGUACCACUGCCUACCACAGUUCCAGAGGGUGGGGCCGUUCUUGCGGAAGUGCCUGGACGAUGGCAAGUGGUCUGGAGAGGACCCGAGCUGUGAGCUGGCCAGCAAUGAGGCGGCAGAGAGCGGCACGCUGCCACUCAGUGUCGGUGUAGGCUGUGGUGUCGUGCUCUUCCUCCUCAUGCUGCUAGGAGUCAUCUAUUUAAGGCUCCGCAAAGCGACGCCCGUGAAGAACACAGAAAACAUCGAGGGCGCCGAGCGCAAGGAAGACCAGAACGCCGCCGUGAUGAGCUACGCCACACUGCACGACACAAAUGGUCGUCACAUUUACGACCACGUCACGGACAACGUGUACGACUCGCCAUACAGUGAGCACAUCGCCGAUAACGCCGCCUACGGACGUAGGAGCGACACGGACUCAGCCUAUGAACCCGAGCCAACGGGGCCUAACGCAGUCGUCACCAUCAACGGAGUCGCUGUCCGUUGAUCGAGCCGUAAAAGGUUAUGCUGGGAACCAAACUUAGAGCGGGAAGAUUUUGAACGGAUAAAAAAUGCGUAGACAAA